Molecule: messenger RNA, 1666 nt
Organism: Truncatella angustata
Lineage: Eukaryota; Fungi; Ascomycota; Sordariomycetes; Amphisphaeriales; Sporocadaceae
Product: NADP-specific glutamate dehydrogenase
Exons: 3
Coding region: 199-1557 (452 amino acids)
Cellular component (GO): cytosol
Molecular function (GO): L-glutamate dehydrogenase (NADP+) activity
Source: RefSeq, a predicted model, not a curated record
CAUACGUAGCUGGUCAAGUUAUACAACCUCUUGUUAAGUAGCUCAAGUAUGCUCAGGUUUCCUUAUUUAAGUUGCGCAGCCCUCUGAACUGUGUCUUCGCUCCCUACUUCGUCUCAUAUCCUCAUUGACACUCUCUCCUGGUGGUUUUGGAACAACGUCUACCCUACAUCCUCACACCAAUAACACAAAUUAGCCAUCAUGUCUAACCUACCAUCAGAGCCCGAAUUCGAGCAGGCCUACAAGGAGCUUGUAAGCACGCUCGAGAACAGCUCGCUUUUCACCAAGAACCCCGAGUACAAGACCGCCUUGAAGGUCGUCUCCAUCCCAGAGCGCAUCAUCCAGUUCAGAAUCGUCUGGGAAGACGACAGCGGCAACCUGCAGGUCAACCGCGGUUACCGUGUUCAGUUCAACUCGGCGCUCGGCCCGUACAAGGGCGGUCUCCGAUUCCACCCUACCGUCAACUUGUCCAUCCUCAAGUUCUUGGGCUUCGAGCAGAUCUUCAAGAAUGCCCUGACCGGCCUCAACAUUGGUGGCGGCAAGGGUGGUGCCGACUUCGACCCCAAGGGCAAGAGUGACAACGAGAUCCGCAAGUUCUGCGAGUCUUUCAUGAGAGAGCUCUCGAAGCACAUUGGCGCCGACACCGACGUGCCCGCCGGUGAUAUCGGUGUUGGUGGACGCGAGGUUGGCUACCUCUUCGGAGCAUACCGCCGCCAGCGCAACAGGUGGGAAGGUGUUCUGACUGGCAAGGGAGGCUCUUGGGGCGGCAGCUUGAUCCGACCUGAAGCCACCGGAUACGGUCUCGUCUACUACGUCGGACACAUGCUUGAGCACGCCGGCAAGGGCGGCUGGGAAGGAAAGCGCGUCGCCAUCUCCGGAUCUGGAAACGUCGCUCAGUACGCUGCUCUGAAGGUUAUUGAGCUCGGUGGUACUGUUGUGUCCCUUUCGGAUUCUCAGGGAGCUCUCAUUGCCGAGGGCGACGCCAAGUUCAGCCCCAAGGAUGUUGAGAAGAUUGCCGAUAUCAAGCUUGCACGAAAGUCCUUGACCGCCUACGAGCACGAGGGUGCUUUCAAGUACAUCGAGGGUGCUCGCCCCUGGGUCCACGUCGGCAAGAUUGACGUGGCACUGCCAUGUGCUACCCAGAACGAGGUCAGCAAGGAGGAGGCCGAGACACUCGUCUCCAACGGCUGUCUGUUCGUUGCCGAGGGUUCCAACAUGGGUUGCACACAGGAGGCCAUUGACGUGUUCGAGGAGCACCGCAAGGAGAAGGGCUCCAGCGCUGUCUGGUACGCCCCAGGAAAGGCGUCCAACGCUGGUGGUGUAGCAGUCUCCGGACUUGAGAUGGCACAGAACAGCCAGCGUCUGAGCUGGACACGCGAAGAGGUUGACGAGAAGCUUGCUCAAAUCAUGAAGAACGCCUUCGAGAACGGUCUGAACACUGCCAAGGAGUACGUCGAGGCCAAGGAAGGAGAGUACCCAAGCUUGGUUGCCGGUAGCAACAUUGCAGGAUUCGUCAAGGUUGCCCGCGCAAUGCACGACCAAGGUGACUGGUGGGCGUAGGAGCCGUUCACUAAUCACCUCAUGUACUUCAUAGCGAUAUUGAUACCCUUUACCCUACUAUUUGUAGUGACCCCUCUCCCGACCGAGCAUGUUAUCAGUGACAAUUACA